Linum trigynum is the source of this 1252-nucleotide messenger RNA. NCBI's taxonomy places the organism in Eukaryota, Viridiplantae, Streptophyta, Magnoliopsida, Malpighiales, Linaceae. The record is from the annotation of a GenBank genome assembly.
GUCACCCAAGACUCGCUGAUGAACUUGUACAGCGAUGACUAAACUCGUCGCUGAAUAACUUAUUUAGCGACGAAUUGUUCGUCGCUAAAGCUAAUAGUGAGGCACCCUUGUGCGACGAUAAAAAUUGUUCGUCGCCAAAUCCGCGUUUAGCGACGAAAAUGUCAUCGCUGAGCCUAACUUUUCAGCGACGAAUGGUGGUUUUUGGCGACGAAGCGUAAAAUUUCGUCGCUAAAAGCUAGGGUGACGCGGUAUAGGCGACGGAAGAUGGAAGGAUUUGGCGACGAGUUUGGUCGUCGCUGAAUGUUUCAGCGACGGAUUUUGGAGUUUCAGCGACGAAUUUUUUCGUUGCCGAAGGUACUAUCUGUUGUAGUGACAGAAGGAGACGAAGAAACUCCACCAUUCGUCGGAGAAACUCCACCGUUCGUCGAAGAAACUCCACCAUUCGUCAUAUCUCGCCCUGCUGGACGCGACAAACAAAAGGCAGCUAAGAAGAAAGGUAAGGGGGUUGUCGAGUCAUUAGAGAGCUACACUGCUCAAUUGCUGGAGUAUGGAAGUGAGUUGAAGGAGAGGCAUGCUUUGAGGACUGAGUAUGAGCGUAGAAGGAUGGAAUUCCAAGAACAAAAAUCAAAGCGUGACCAAGAAAAGUGGGAAGUUGAGAAAAAAGAGAGGGAAGCAGCAUUAUUUCGGAACAAUCUUGAUCUUAUUGAAAAGGACUUGUCAAAGUUGACACCAAGAAAGAGGAAGUUUUACAAAAAUCAUCAAAACAUGCUCCUAGGGUAUGAUCAAGAUGAUCCCAACUCUGUUCCCGACUAUUCAUCCAACGCAAGUCAAACUGGAGGUGGAGAUGGAAAUGGAGGAGGAGAUGAAGGUGGAGGAGAUGAAGGUGGAGGAGAUUACGGGAAUUACUAUUCCCUUCUAGGUGAUUAUUGACAUGUUAUGUGUUUCUUUUUAAUCAUUUCAAGUGUUGUGUGUUAUUUUUAAACUUUAUGAUUAGCAAGUGUUGUGUGUAAUAUUUAAGCUUUAUGAUUAGCAAGUGUUGUGUGUAACCUAUGAAUUGUACCAUUUGAAUUAUUAUGUCAACUCAUUAAGCUUUAUCAUUUUUAAGUGUUGUGUGUAAACCCAAAUUAGGUUCAUAAUUUUUCACUAAAAAAAUUUCGGUCUCGAAAUUUAACAAAAUUAUAUCGAAAAAUUUGUAUUUAAAAAUGAUGACGAACUAUACAAAAAUUAACAUGAAUAAAUUAUAUUAAAGUUU